Messenger RNA from Heterobasidion irregulare TC 32-1, 1362 nucleotides. RefSeq lists its product as uncharacterized. Gene Ontology annotation, cellular component: peroxisomal membrane. The record is from RefSeq and is a predicted model, not a curated record. Gene Ontology annotation, biological process: peroxisome organization. Bases 1 to 1362 code for a protein of 453 amino acids. The transcript has 5 exons. NCBI's taxonomy places the organism in Eukaryota, Fungi, Basidiomycota, Agaricomycetes, Russulales, Bondarzewiaceae.
AUGUCAGGCUUUGACUACGUUGAGAUACCGUCACAUGCAAAGCGACUUGACUCGAUAUCACAGACAUCUCGCGAACAUGAGGCGACACGGCCGACACCCAAAGUUACGACCUCUCUUCCUCACCCAGAAUCGAUCCCGGAUUCGCCUAUGUCUUCGCCAAUUGCACAGGCUACCUCUCCCUCGCGAUCUGUUUUCGGAAACCUUCCGGGCCUGUUGCUAGCAUCAACCCUCCAGCUCUCUGCGAAUGUUCCUCCAGGAAAUAUGCGCAAUAAUGUGAAUCUAAUGUCGACGCGAGAUCCCCUUUCUGUGCCUAUCACUACGGCGCACUUCCGCCGCUUCGUCGCACGAGUGGGGCCUGUAUUUUGGUUCCAGGAUCGGAUCGAGGAGGUCGUCAUGUGGAGGAAAGGGUGGAAGGUCACCGGUGCAUGGAUGGCAGGAUACGCAUUCAUAUGUUAUUUCCCUCGAUUAAUCCUUCUUCUCCCUCAUGCAAUUAUACUCGGGAUACUACUAGCUACGCAUCCCUCUCGUCGGUCUCCAGACCCGGAAACAGUCGACGAAUCUCCUCAGCUUCAGCCUCCACCAAGAGCCGCUGCACGCGAGGGCAGCGCGGACUGGCUCAGCAAUAUUCAGGCCAUCCAGAAUCUCAUGGGCAUCUUCUCCGACGUUUAUGAUGCCAUCUUCCCAUAUAUUCUGCAUUUAACUUAUUCUACCCCAUAUACCCCUCACAUUCUCACAAUCACAUUUCUUACAUUUCUCCUCGCCCUCCCCUUGCUCCCUCUGGUCCCCCUCCGCCCACUAUUCCUUGCGGCCGGCCUACUACCCUUUCUCCUCACUCAUCCAAUAUCCCAGCGCACCCUCCCCAUCCUCGUCUCCAAUUUGCCCCUCCAGCGCGUAAAUGCCUCUCUAGUUCGGGCCGUCGACGACGACCGGUUGAAAGACUCGCACUGGCGCAGCCCUCUCCGCGACGUCGAACUGUUCGAGAACGAGCGGUGGGUACCAAGCGACGUGGGCACUUCCGGCGGAUGGGGGAAAGUCCACCUCAAGCCUGGCGAGCGCGUCGCGUGGACGCGUGGACGCGACGGCUGGAGCGGGGUCUCCGCGGACGGCGGCGGGAAUGUGAGUAGCAAUCUCACCUUCGCACUUGAUGCGGGAUGGGCGUUUGUCGAGACCGAGGACUGGCGUGCCGAUGUCGAGGCUCGAUGGAGUGCGGUGGGCGCAGAUGAGCUCGGAUGGGUGUAUACAAACGAUGCAUGGCUGGAACCGCGAGUUGCUCCGUCAGAGGAGUGGAAGGUUGUAGGAGGGAUGACUCGGCGACGACGUUGGACGAGGAGAAUUUACCUGAAUCCUAUCAGUGUACAAUAG